AUGUUGAGUACUGGAUCUUUUAUUUUGCUACUGCUAACGGAAGUUGUAUCUGGUGCAGUACUCGUGACGUCAGAGCAGACGAGCGAUGCGACCAUAGUUGAGCUGACAGAUGGUGCAUCUACGGGUCAAAGUGGUGCAGGGCACAACAACAACAACAACACCAACAACGACAAUGUGCGUAACGAGCAAGAAAUAGCAUUGCCACCACUAGACACGAACUCUCAACAGAAACCAUUUAUUAUGGAUGAGAUCACUAGCACUACAGAAACCAAACUUAAGAAGAGAAUGGUUAUUAAAGACCCCAAACACAUCUGGCCCAACAAAACAAUACCCUUCAAAAUAUUCAAAACCCAUUUUACCAGAACACAACGGAAAGAAAUCAAGAAAGCCAUCAAAGAAUGGAGAAACUACACAUGUAUUAAAAUAAAGAAAGCGAAAGAAUCGGAUGUUAAUUAUGUAAAGAUUAAAAAAGGGAAUGAUUGUAGCGCGGUUGUGGGCAUGAAAGGCGGUCCACAAAGUAUAGUCUUAACGGACAACUGCAGCAGUAAAGAUCUUAUACUGCAUGAGAUUGGACACACCAUUGGAUUUUAUCACGAACACAACCGUCCGGACAGGGACGACUACGUUGAAAUUAUUUUACCGAACGUUGACAAGAAGUUGAAGAAAAACUUCGAGAAACAACUACCGGAAAAUGUUACAAUCACGGGCCCCCAUUGGGCAAUUGAAGUAGAGUUCAUGAUUCUUGACCUCGGCAUAUGA
Messenger RNA from Physella acuta, 759 nucleotides. RefSeq names its product bone morphogenetic protein 1-like. Gene Ontology annotation, molecular function: metalloendopeptidase activity; zinc ion binding. Gene Ontology annotation, biological process: proteolysis. The record is from RefSeq and is a predicted model, not a curated record. Lineage: Eukaryota; Metazoa; Mollusca; Gastropoda; Physidae.